Molecule: messenger RNA, 348 nt
Organism: Symbiodinium necroappetens
Lineage: Eukaryota; Dinophyceae; Suessiales; Symbiodiniaceae
Source: the annotation of a GenBank genome assembly
AUGGCCCGUUUGGCCGUGGACAAGGCCAACAAGCCGCUGCUGAAACCAGGCGUCGAGAUCAAAAAUCUCAUGGCAGAGCAGGAGCAGAUCCCCCUGGUGCUAGGCAACACCUCGCGGUGCACGCAGCUCCUGUACAACCUGGUGAUGAAUGCCUGCAAGUUCACGGCUGCCGGCUCGGUGUCAAUAAGCUGCACUCACCUGGCCGAUGCAAGUGAGCUGGAGAUCCGCGUGGUGGACACCGGUGUCGGCCUCCCUCCAGAGGCACUCGAGAAGAUCUUCCUCCCUUUUGAGCAGGACUGCUGUUGGGUUUGUUUCUGGGGUUUUGGUUUUCUUGCUCGAUGGAUUUGA